ACCACAUGCUGACAUCCCGUUUUAUCUCAAGAUUAAAAGAUAUUUCCAGUGGCAGCUAACAUUUCGUCAGAAUCUUGAUGGAACCUCAUCAGUGCGUUUUGGCAUAGCUGUGAAGAAUCACCUGGAAUCACCAAGAAUCACGUGAACAACACGGCAGAGCCCUGGGUUGCGGCAGCAUGAUGUCGCUGUCACAUUUGACGGUUAUAUUGUUAUCAUUGCUAAUUUUUAGGGUAAAUGCUAAUUAUUUUGCAACAAACACGGAAAAGGACGACCAGUGCUUUUGUAAGCUCAAAGGAUCCAUUGACGAUUGUAGCUGUAGCGUCGACACCGUUGAUCAUUUCAAUAAUGUCAAAAUAUAUCCCAGGCUAAGGAGCCUCCUGGUAAAGGAUUACUUCAGAUUCUACAAAGUUAACUUGAAGCAGGAAUGUCCAUUCUGGUCUGAUGAUAGCAGGUGUGCGAUACGCUAUUGCCAUGUACAGCCAUGCCAAGAUGAAGACAUACCCCCAGGAUUGAAGGGUGAUGUCUCUAGACACACCCUCUAUGACAAAAAUCCGGCAGAUAAGUACAAAGCUACACGGCAGGGCGAUAAUUGUGGGUCGGAUUACCGAGACCACAACGAAGACUUAGGGUAUCUGAACACAACCAUAAGCGUAAAAAAUUAUGAAGAGUUUCAAAUGUGGCAGAGGCAUGAUGAUGCUGUAGAUAAUUUUUGUGUAAGCGAAACGAGCCCUGGAGAGUAUGUUGAUCUGCUUCCAAAUCCCGAAAGGUAUACGGGCUAUAAGGGACCCAGUGCUCAUAGAAUAUGGCGGAGUAUAUACAUGGAGAACUGUUUCGGGCCAGAGCAGCCCACACGCAAGUUUAUAGAGUCUUUUAAAAUGGAAGGGAUGUGCUUGGAGAAAAGGGUCUUCUAUAGGGUGAUAUCUGGACUGCAUUCAAGCAUCAACAUUCAUUUGUGCGCUAAGUACUUGUUGUCAGAAAAAGAUAGUUUGGAAGUUGUAUCAGUUGGUGGUGAAUGGGGACCAAAUUUAUCUGAACUCAGACGAAGAUUUUCACCGGAAUCAACUGAAGGCAAUGGCCCAUUGUGGCUGAAAAAUUUGUACUUUAUUUACCUGCUAGAACUACGAGCCUUAGCCAAAGCGGCACCCUAUCUUCAGCGGGGGGAAUAUUAUACAGGCAACGACGAAGACGACCAAGACACCAGAUUGGCUGUGAAUGACUUUUUAAAUAUCGUAAAAUCAUUCCCUGUACACUUCAAUGAAAGCGUUAUGUUCAAUGGAGGAUCAGAGGCUAAAGUUUUAAAGGAAGAGUUCAGACAGCAUUUCAGAAAUAUAUCCCGAAUAAUGGAUUGUGUGGGUUGUGACAAGUGUAAACUCUGGGGAAAGCUACAAAUCCAUGGUUUGGGUACUGCUUUGAAAAUUUUAUUUUCGGGAAGGUUUGAUCAGUGGGAGUCAACGCUGGAUGAUAUCAAUAAGAAACAAUUUUAUCUUGAGAGAAGCGAGAUAGUUGCCUUGAUCAACGCUUUUGGGAGGCUCUCGGACAGUGUUUUUCAACUGGAAAUCUUUCGACGAAUGAUGAGGUAGCAAGGCAAUUAGGGAAAUCUUGGAAAAGUAAAUCUUUUCUAUUGCGUUCCCACUACUUCCGCACUUAAGCAUCACAUUAUACUUAAGUUAUUUAACAUAAUACAUAGUAACAUUAAUAUAGCUUUGAGUAAUAUUCAAUAUCAUCGUUAGCAGACACAACAGUCACAAUUCUUGUUUGUUCCGGUGUUGGCUAUAGGUAGGACGUAGGUAGCUAAGGCAUGUACAACGAAGAGUGCGUCUUGCAUUCGACGGCAUUCGCUUGACAAGCGCCCUCGCAAAAUCGAUAUUCCAGUUUUUAAUUUAAAUCAACUUCGAAAUUAGUUGCCGCGCUGCGGUAAGUUCUGCAAAGUUUUUUAUCUUGGAGUUUGGUUUCCUUCUCCGCCUCGAAGGCCGUCGAUUAUACCCGACCAAAUAUCAAGAAGCGUGUAAAUGAUAAUCUUUGAAUUCUAUUUAUCAUUGGACGAUAUUACCAAAUAAUAUUACAAUGAUAUGUGUAUCUGUAGAAUAGUCUAUUUCUAUACUGUCUGUGAUAAAGAUACUUUCCUACGGUACAUAUAAAUACGUGCAACGCUUCUGGCUAUACAAUAUCCGAACAUUCCUACUCGGUACCAUGCAGCAGAAGUUUCUAAAUUUUUGCAGACUGAUUGACUUCCUGCGAAUAUUUUCUCACAUUCAUAUCCAUCAGUUUUAUCUGUAAAUAUGUAAUACAAUACCAACAUUAACUCUCCGCUUUUCAAAGUUUUAGGUAUUUUCUGUUUAACUUCUUUCGCGUAGGAAAACAGGAAUACUGCACUUUUAUUCGAAAGCUCUCUAAAACUGAAUCACGCUCAACUUUGAUCAGUUUUCUUGUAAAAACUUUUAGAUCCUUCGUCAGUUGGGAUCUUCGACUUCAGCCACGUACGCCUGCACUAAUUCAUCUUAACUUGAUACAGGGCAUUUUUAAAUUCUUACACAUUGAUUAGAUAUGAUGGGUGUUCGCUGGCGUGGGCCAAAAAUCCGAUUUUCUUUUAAAUUUAUUUGUUAAUGCUGAAAAUAUAGACGAACUUUGGCCUGAAUGUGGACUCAACAUUUUUUCCUUUGCAUAAAUGUUUUGUCGUCACCAAGAACAGUAUUUUCGGUAUUAAUGAACGAAGAACGAGGAUUUGCGGCUUACCCUAGCGUACAUACCUAUUUUUGUGUCUUUCAUUGAAUAUUAUAUGUGUGUGUGUAUGUAUCGAAUAAAAGUCGGCGUCGUAGGUAUGUUAAUAUUUUUCCUCAAGAUAUUUACAGCGACAAACAAUUAUAGAUCGGUCAUGGUCAAACCAUGUUAUUUAUUGCGGUUUAUAAGUACGAAUUAUUUAUUUAUUAUACUCUGACAUGUAUGGAGAAGACCAUAUUAUCUAAAUAUACUGCAUAGGUAUGUUCACUGGUAUGUUGUAUUGGUUGAAAAGUAAUAAACUUGAGGAUUAUACGUUUCAUAA
Athalia rosae (coleseed sawfly) is the source of this 3040-nucleotide messenger RNA. RefSeq names its product ero1-like protein (gene Ero1L). The coding region runs from base 177 to 1580 and encodes 467 amino acids. The transcript is spliced from 9 exons. The record is from RefSeq and is a predicted model, not a curated record. Gene Ontology annotation, cellular component: endoplasmic reticulum; endoplasmic reticulum membrane. Gene Ontology annotation, molecular function: thiol oxidase activity; protein-disulfide reductase activity; FAD binding. Gene Ontology annotation, biological process: protein folding in endoplasmic reticulum. NCBI's taxonomy places the organism in Eukaryota, Metazoa, Arthropoda, Insecta, Hymenoptera, Athaliidae.